UCAGCGAAGGUCCCGGAGGGUCCCUGGAGCCCAGGCAGGAGCGAGUCACAGGCAUGGCGUGCACUGUGGGGCCGGAGCCCCUGGGCGACGGUGGCGGGUCAGAGAGGCCCAAGUGGGACAACAAGCUGCAGUACCUUCUGAGCUGCAUCGGGUUUGCCGUGGGCCUGGGCAACAUCUGGAGGUUCCCGUACCUCUGCCAGACCUACGGGGGAGGGGCCUUCCUUAUUCCCUACCUCAUCGCCCUGGUCUUCGAGGGAAUCCCGCUCUUCUACGUCGAGCUGGCCAUCGGCCAGCGCCUGCGGAGAGGCAGCAUCGGGGUGUGGACGGCCAUCUCGCCCUACCUGGGUGGAGUGGGGCUGGGCUGUGUCACCGUGUCCUUCCUGGUCAGCUUGUACUACAACACUGUCCUGACGUGGGUGCUGUGGUAUUUCCUCAACUCUUUCCAGUCCCCGCUCCCCUGGAGCUCCUGUCCACUGGACGUCAACCGCACAGGGUUUGAGGCCGAGUGCCAGGCCAGCAGUACCGUGAGCUACUUCUGGUACCGGCAGACGCUGAACAUCACAGCUGACAUUAGCGACAGCGGCUCCAUCCAGGGGCGGCUGCUGGCCUGCUUAGCCGCAUCCUGGGCAGUUGUGUACCUGUGUGUCAUCAGAGGCAUUGAAUCCACGGGGAAGGCAAUUUAUUUCACAGCCCUGUUCCCGUACCUGGUCCUGACAAUUUUCCUUAUCAGAGGACUCACCCUGCCCGGGGCGGUCGAAGGGUUAAUCUACUUGUUCACGCCAGAUGUGCAGAUUCUCCAGAACCCCCGAGUGUGGCUGGACGCAGCCACGCAGAUAUUCUUCUCACUGUCCCUGGCCUUCGGAGGACACAUUGCUUUUGCAAGUUAUAACCCACCCAGGAACAACUGUGAGAAGGACGCAGUGACCAUCGCCCUGGUCAACAGCAUGACCUCCCUCUAUGCCUCCAUCGCCGUGUUCUCCGUCUUGGGAUUCAAGGCAGCCAACGACCAUGGGCGUUGCCUGGACAGAAACAUCCUCCACCUCAUCAAUGCGUUCGAUUUCCCCGACCAGAGCAUCUCCAGGGACGACUACGCAGCCGUCCUCACGCACCUGAAUGCCUCCCAGCCCGAGAGGGUGGCCAGGCUCCAUCUGGAGGCUUGCCACCUGGAAGACUUUCUGGAUAAGAGCGCCUCAGGCACGGGCCUGGCCUUCAUCAUCUUCACGGAGGCCAUCCUCCACAUGCCGGGGGCCCCCGGGUGGGCCGUGCUGUUCUUCGGGAUGCUGUUCACCUUGGGCCUGUCCUCGAUGUUUGGGAACAUGGAGAGCAUCAUUACGCCACUCCUGGACAUGGGGCUUACGCACAGAUCCAUCCCCAAGGAGGUCCUGACAGGGCUGGCCUGCUUGCUAUGCUUCCUCUCGGCGAUCUGCUUCACGCUGCAGUCGGGAAACUACUGGCUCGAGGUGUUUGACAACUAUGCCGCCCCUCUCAACCUCAUCAUCUUUGCCUUCCUUGAGGUGGUCGGGGUCGCUUAUGUUUACGGGCUGCAACAGUUCAGUGACGACAUAGUGUGCAUGACCGGGAGGCGACCUAGCCUCUACUGGCGGGUGACGUGGAAGGUUGUCAGCCCACUGCUGUUGCUGACCAUUUUCGUGGCCUACAUUGCCGUUCUGGUCUGGACGCCGCUGAGCUACAGGGCCUGGAACACCCAAUACGCACGGUUCCCCUCACGGCAGGAGAAGUCCUACCCAGGCUGGGUGCAGGCCACCUGCGUCCUCCUGUGCUUCUUGCCUGCACUGUGGGUUCCAGGUGUUGCCCUUGUCCAGCUGCUCGCCAAGCACAGACGGAAGCAGAAGGACACCUGGCAGGACAGACGCCCAAAUCUGCAGGAUGGAGGGGCCUCCUGAGGGCUGGGCCGGGGGUGGCAGGGAGGGCCAGCCUGUGUGCCGCUUGCCCACCAACAGCCAGACCCCAUUACACACUUGCCCAGACCCCAAGGACCGUGGUUGCUGCUUCCCCACGUCGCUGCACCCCCCAGACCUGGCUCAUAGCACGGCCCAGCUCCAUCACCACAGUUUGCGCGGUCUCUCCAGAGCGGGAGAGCCUGGUGUUCAGCUCCUGGCGCCCCGCAGCCUGGGGUGCUACAUGAUGCUGUCUGGGUGGCCAGAUGCUGCACUCAGUGAACCCAUCUAAGGGCAGAGGGCAAGCAGGCCCAGUGGCCAAGCAGGCCAGCAGAGUGGCCUCCGAGGAGGCUCCCAUCCAUGCCCUUUGCAGCUGGGGGCCUGGCACACAAGGGUUGAGGGGAUCUGAAGGGCGAUCUCCAAGGAAAAGUGGAGGCUAUCCCCUUGAUGAGCUGGAAGGGAAGUCCCUUUCUGCGCCUGGAGUGCUCAGGUCAUGGGCAGGGUCUGUAGUGACCCAUACUGACAGGACCUCUCGGGUAGCAGGGACACGGGUCUGCGUCCAUGCCCAGGCCCAGGCAACCCAGUGUGCAGGGCGUCCUGACCAAGCCCGUGGCCUGGCCACUCCUAGCCCAGGACAGGUCUUCCCUACAUGAGCACAAGGUCUGGCUGGAGCCGCAGCCCACGUCAGGGCGCCGGCCACUCUCCUGACCUUAUUUCUGAGCAACACAGCCCUUUGUUCUUCAGACAUUCUCUCAGAGCCUCAAAUGUGGGUCUAGAAGUUACAAAAAGGCUGAUUAUCAUUCAGGCUCCGAAGGUCUCCAAAGGAGCAUUGACCUCACUCCAUACUAUGCCCCGCUGCAGCCUCAGUGGGAGGUGCUUCCUCAUCCAGCUCCAGCGCACUCACCCCUCCACCUGCCCUCCUGCGCAGCCCUCCCUCCCUCCUCAUCCAUCCAUCCAUCCAUCCAUCCAUCCAUCCUUAUGUCCAUUCAUCCAUGUAUCCAUCCAUCUCCUCCUCCCUCUCCCCUCUAUCCAUCCAUCAUCUGUCCAUCCAUCCAUCCGUCCAUGUACCCAACCAUCUCCUCUCCCCCUACUUCCCUCCCUUCCUCUCCUCCCAGCUCUCCUCCAUCCUCUCUCCCUCAUCUGACAACACUGUGACUCAGGAACGCUGAGUCGCCGGCUGGGCCCUGAUACACGGGUGUGCUUCUGACUUGUCCCACCCACCCCCUGAGACCGUGGAUCAAACCUCAGGAAGACCCGAGACAGGGAACCAUCCCGAGCGGGGCGAGCACUGUCCAGGGUGCUGAAGAACCCCAGUGACCAAAUAUCCCGGUCCAGGUGAGCAUGUUGGGCUGCCCUCGUCACAGGCAGCCCUGAGCCAAGUACACAGAUGCACCUGCACUGCUGCCCCCCUAAGAGGAGCGGAGUCAGCCAAGUGCCCUCCAAAGUGUGCCCUGGGCCCCAUGGGUAGUGAGUCCUGUACUUUGCCUCCUGUGCUGUGACCCAUGGCUUGUGGCCCCUUCCUCCAUCGAAAAACCAGCAAGACCACUGAGUCUUUCUCCCCCAUGCCUCUCUGCCACCCCCUCUUCACCCUGUGAUCACCCUGGGUAUACCUGGAUAACUCAGGAUGCUCUCCCCAUCUUGGGGUCAACUGAUGAGCCACCUGCACCCAUAAUCCCAUAAUUCCCCUCUGCCAUGUCAGGUAAUACUCACAGGUUCUGGGAUUAGAAUGUGUGUGUCUUUGGUGGGGGUCCUUAUUCCACUUCCCAAGAGCCUGGGUGGUUCUGAGUCCACCCAAGUUUGGGAAGCCCUUUACAGUGUCCAGGUGCCAAGCACCAGCCUGGGGAUGUGGCAGGUGAGGACCUGGGGCUGGGGGGGGGGUGGCAGGGAGUAACUGCUCAGCACUCUGGGAGGUCCUGGGGGCACCAGCUAUGCCUCCUCUUGAACCUGAACUCCAUCUUGAACACUCAUCUUGAACUCUGCCGCCUACACAGUCCAGGAUAUACCAGUCAAUGAGCCUUUGUAACAUGCAGCUUGGAUCUAGGGAAGGCCAGGAAACUAGGUUUUAUCUUUUGCUUUAAACAUCUUAUUUUCAAAUUCACCUGGAGUUUGGCAGGACACACACUGGUUUUAGAAAGAGAUAAACCAGGAAGAGUUGUUAGUGAAUUGAGCCUAACCAAUAGGUCUCCUCAAGGCUUUAACAGGUGUAAGAACAGGUGAUCCAGAGUAAAAUGCCAACAGAAUGCCUCUAUCAGAGAAUCAGGACUCUGGAGCUUGUGGAGAACCUCUAGGGUCUGGUCUGUGAUAGAAAUGCCAGAAUCAGGCCCCUGGGGUGUGUGAGCAGAGGCGGGCCAGCGGUGGGUCAGCUCAGGUGCCUGGUGUGGGGUCCCGGCGGUGUCCCCAUGCAUUGUCUUCCCCACCAGGGCAGGUCAGCCCUCCCUCCGUUUAUGAUGCUGUGGCCACUAGCAUGGCCAGCUCAGCGUGCGGGUUGGGUGGGGCCCCAUUCUGCACUGCUCAUCUCCGGUGCAUUUAUGACCGUGGACUUGGGUCUGCCAUAAAGCGAUCGUCAGCUCAGUCACUGGGACGCUCCGCACAGAAGCAGCAGUAAACAGGGCAAUAUCCAUAAACCCCGACAGCAGAUGCAUGUAUGCCUGGAAAAUUUGGGCUACGUUAGCACCAACCCCAUCCAAGGUACACUUGAUGGCAUCCCACCAUGUCAUGUGGCCCCAUCAGGGACGUCCUGGAAGGAAGCCUUGGCAACUGCUUGGCUAUGGGCCUUCCCGCUGUAACAGGGGACAGGGCUGAGAGGCGGCUCCCUGGCAGCCCCUUUCUUCACAGGCUACAUACACCCUGUUUGGGCUGCUCCCUUCUGCUCUCUGGGCAAUCCUUGCAGCUCUUUCCAUCUGUUCAAGGACGUCAGUCCAGCACCCUGCGUAGCACCCCCUCCCUGGCACACUGCAGCCCUCCUCCCCCCGGUGGUCUGGAAGGACACAUGAGCAUCUCCCACACGUGGGCUCAUCCUCAACCGAGAUGGAGCCAGGGAAUAGCUCACUUGUCCUGAGAAAGCACAUUCUGUCUCGGAGCACCUCACAGGGGCUGUGUGGCUGAAGUGGCCUGUUAGGUCAGGCCCUGGCAGGGCUCCUGACCCUUCACUUUCAAACAGGUCCCUCCAUGAGCUCAGGCCACUUCCCUGGUGGCUUCAGACAUGACCCCACAAUGAUGUCGUCUACCCACCUCCAAACUCCUAACCCUGACUGUGAAGCCACCACUGAAGCUGCCCAUCUUCCCUGCAGCAGUUCUCAGCAUGGGUGCCCCUGCCCCCCAGCAUCAUUUUGGAACUCCCUACAAGGGCAAACCCAGGCCCCUCCCCAGAUUUGCCAAACCAGAGAUGUGGGGGAGCACCUGCGUAGCUCAAGCCCCCAGGGACAGCUCAGGCUGAUAACCAGCACCUCAUCCCCCAGCGCCCCUGAGAACCCCACCUCUCCCAUAAGUUCCAUCUGAGCUACCCUGCUGCUGUGGGCUGACCCCCUUCUUGCCACAACUUGUGGGGUCACUGGUUGCCCCCACCCCAAGGCCCUGACACAUGGUCCUGAGCAGAGUACCACACCCAAACAUGGCCCUUCCUGUGGCCCCUCCUACUGUCCCCCCACCUGGAAGGCUCCCAGGUGCACAAGCAGGAUCCUUUGCAGAGCUCGCCCCUGGGGACCUGCUCAAACAGCUCUGCCUAGAGUCCAUCCCCACAACCCCUGCUCCCAGGCUGAGGCGCUGCUGGGCAACGCGUCUGCACUGCAUGAGCAGGGCCUCGGAGCUCAGCUAAACAGACAUGACAGUAUGUGAAUGAAUGAAUGAAUCCUACAACGGUCAGGAUGUGGAUGGCAGAGGGACAGGGCCAUCCCCAGGAGUCAAAGCGGACAGAUGGACAUGCACUUCCAUCUGCCCAGGUCCAGAGUACAGGAGCAGGAGCCUAACAGCCCAGAGGGAAGGGCCAGGGCUAGACAUGGGGCGGCGGGCUACCACCAACCUCCCACCCCCUGUAUCAUUACUCCACCAUCCGCUCCAAGGAGCCAUCCAGGAGAUCACGUGGAGAGGGGAAAUGCACUUAGCAGGGAACCGUGUGUCCCGGGCCACAGGCUCUUCCAGGGUCCACAGCACAGUAGGAGUCAGCUGUAGGUGGGGUGGAUGUCAUACUGCACCUGCUCCAGGGGUGCCCUUUACUACCACCCCCCCAA
Nyctereutes procyonoides (raccoon dog) is the source of this 6124-nucleotide messenger RNA. RefSeq names its product solute carrier family 6 member 18 (gene SLC6A18). Gene Ontology annotation, biological process: sodium ion transmembrane transport. Lineage: Eukaryota; Metazoa; Chordata; Mammalia; Carnivora; Canidae. The transcript has 12 exons. The coding region runs from base 54 to 1904 and encodes 616 amino acids. The record is from RefSeq and is a predicted model, not a curated record. Gene Ontology annotation, cellular component: plasma membrane.